Messenger RNA from Glarea lozoyensis ATCC 20868, 840 nucleotides. Its product is annotated as DNase I-like protein. The transcript has a single exon. Gene Ontology annotation, biological process: double-strand break repair. The coding region runs from base 1 to 840 and encodes 279 amino acids. NCBI's taxonomy places the organism in Eukaryota, Fungi, Ascomycota, Leotiomycetes, Helotiales, Helotiaceae. Gene Ontology annotation, molecular function: single-stranded DNA binding; 5'-tyrosyl-DNA phosphodiesterase activity. Gene Ontology annotation, cellular component: PML body; cytoplasm. The record is from RefSeq and is a predicted model, not a curated record.
AUGAUAGUGACGUGGAAUAUCGAUGCCACUUCAACGUUACCAGAAUCCCGGAUAUCUGCCAUCAUAUCACACAUCCUCGGACUGGGCCCCAAGGUAGACGUAAUCCUCCUUCAGGAAGUCUCUCGAGCGGCUUUAGCCUUCUUACUGAGUGAUUCACGAAUUCAAGACGGCUGGUUUUCCAGUGAGGCAGGCGACACUAGCUGGGAAGGACAGUCUUUCGCAAGCUUAACGCUGAUGUCAAGAUCACGAUUUGCAUACACGAAAGACAAGUCCAUCUCAUCAAUGGGAAGGCUAGUCCUUGGUCCGGUUUGGCGGGUCAAAUAUCCAAGCCGGUUUGGAAGAGAUGCACUCUGUUGCGACAUAUUCAUCAAUUCAUCUCGUAUACGCCUUGUCAAUGUACAUCUCGACUCCCUCCCAAUUCAACCAUCUCAACGUCCUCGGCAAAUAGCAAUCGUCGCAUCUCUACUUCGCAGUGCGGGUUGUGGUCUGGUUGCAGGUGACUUCAACCCUGUACUCCCUGGAGACGAAAGGUUAACCCAAGAAAACCAUCUUGUGGAUGUUUGGGAUGAACUAAGGCCCGAAGAGUCUGGGUUUACCUGGGGUGUUGAUGGCACGGAGCCGUUUCCACCUAACCGGAUGGACAAAAUUGCUACGCUCGGUUUGAAGGCGCAAAGUAUUGACGUGAUGCAUCCGGGUUUUGUUUCGAAAACAAAAGGAAUAGGGGAAACCAAGGGAGAAGAAUCUGUUGCAACGAGGAAGCGGGACCAAGAAAGCGAAGAUGUUGUGCCAUGGAGCGAUCACUCCGGGUUAAAAUCAAGCUUUAGAAUUCUGGGAAAUUAG